This is a messenger RNA of Daphnia pulicaria, 1378 nucleotides long. RefSeq names its product N-acetylneuraminate 9-O-acetyltransferase-like. The transcript has 6 exons. Lineage: Eukaryota; Metazoa; Arthropoda; Branchiopoda; Diplostraca; Daphniidae. The coding region runs from base 200 to 1378 and encodes 392 amino acids. The record is from RefSeq and is a predicted model, not a curated record.
UGUAGCGUGUGCCUGUUCUUGUCGUCGCUAUCGGGUGUGGAAAAUUCGCAAUUAUCUUUGCUUGACUCUUCCUUAUUCCCCGAGGCUAGAUUUUAUAAACCCGAAUGAUAAGUGGGAAAUUUAAUUGUGUUUUGUGUUACUUCACUAUAAUUUGGUCGAAAAUAUAGAUGCAAUACUGUUUAAAAAUGUGGCAACCAAAAUGAAAAUGGGAUUUUAUUGUAUGCGAAAGUUAAUUCGUCGCCCGUUGGCGUUUCUGAUUUACUCACUCCUCUCCUAUGUUAUUUUAUGUUGUUUAUUUUCAAUGUUAACUUACGUCUUCAAAGGAGAAAGUGAAAUCAUGACUACCGAUUUUAAAUCGUCAAAGAAAUUGGGAUUGCCGGAACAACUCCCCGUCUGUGUCGGUAAUUUACUGGAUCAACGUGACUACCAUUACGUCAAUUGGGCUAGAACAAGUCACAGCAGCCGCCUAGUGUCCAAAACACAUCCGCACUAUUCCUGUCGGCUAUUAGAAUACACCGCCAAACGAGCGGUGACGUGUUUCGAUUAUCUCAGUCAACUUAAUACCCAAAAUGUCAACAGGAAAUUUCCAAACCUGCACUUUGUCUUCAUGGGUGAUUCGAGAAUGCGACAACAGUUUUUCUAUUUUUUAAAGCUCAUUCCAGACUACGAUCGAAUAACACAGCCCAUGGAAAUCCCUCGUAAUGUCGUUCCUUUUCACCACGGUGACGUCAAUGUUGACAGCAGUGUCAAUAGGCUGCGAGUCUCUUUCAAAUGGAGGCCCAUCAUCAACGACACCGUAAUCGAGAUGAUACGAAGCUGGACGGCAUCUGAUCGGCGCCCCAACUUGAUUUUAUUAAGUAUGGAAAUCUAUAGCAUGAUGCAAGAAUAUGGCGCCGAUUUCCAGCAGUACCAAAAAACAAUUAGAAAUUUCGCUCCUAUUCUUGGCCAAUUGGCUAAAGUCAGUCGAGUGAUUUGGAUGAAUCAAUAUCCCACUGUGGAGCUGUACGGUGACAUGGAUGCCAAAAAUACGGACAUUCACGCCCAAAAGAUUUUUCAGUACAACCAAGCUGUUCGGCGUGAAUACAAGAAUUAUAAAAGCAUCCGAAUAUGGGACUCGAGCAAUCCGCUGACGGAGGAAUACAUCCGGAGCUGUCAAAUGAAUGCGGAACGCGAAUAUCCCAAUCCGUUUUUCAUCAAAAAUGGCAAGGAUCCUUUCAUCAACUGUAAACCCUAUAUUAAUUGUCUCGACUAUAUACACACGGGCUACGUCGCCCUGUCGCAAGCCACUCAGCUCUUUUACAAUGACAUUUGCAAUUCAAAAAUACUAAAACAUAAGGAAGGUAGCCCUUGCUCCGGCCGUGUCUACUUAAUGUGGUAG